Micropterus salmoides (largemouth bass) is the source of this 1403-nucleotide messenger RNA. RefSeq names its product H-2 class I histocompatibility antigen, Q10 alpha chain-like. The record is from RefSeq and is a predicted model, not a curated record. NCBI's taxonomy places the organism in Eukaryota, Metazoa, Chordata, Actinopteri, Centrarchiformes, Centrarchidae. Gene Ontology annotation, biological process: immune response. Gene Ontology annotation, cellular component: external side of plasma membrane. The transcript has 6 exons. The coding region runs from base 178 to 1242 and encodes 354 amino acids.
AACGGGGCGUUUUCGCUUCUUCUGCUGUUUUCUGCAAGUAGGCUCGAAAUAGUUGCGAAAUCUGGAUAAAAAGCAGCAACAGCGUCCUUAAUUUGCACCGUCUGUGCACAGCGACGAGGAAAAGGAACGAAGCAGCAACAGAGUGAACAACAGUUCAACAAGCUGAGAUUUAAAAGCAUGAAGGCAGCCAUCUCUGUGUUUAUAAUGCAUUAUGUCGCAGUUUCCAUACUGCUGGGGACGGGACUGAUGGUGAACAGCCAGAGACAUUCCCUCUUUUACACCUACACGGCUCUCUCCAAACCUGUCGGACUCCCGGGCAUCCACCAGUUCACAGCCAUGGGUCUGCUGGACGGCAGGAUGAUCGACUACUUUGACAGUGAGCACCAGCAGAAAGUUCCCAAACAGGACUGGAUGAAAGAGAGACUGCCUGCAGAUUACUGGGAGAAAGGAACACAGUCCCGCCUGAGCAAACAGCAGUGGUUCAACGUCAACAUCGACAUCCUGAAGAAACGAAUGGGACAAAAUGAUUCAGACGUCCAUGUUCUUCAGUGGAUGCACGGCUGUGAGGGCGACACGCAGCCUGACGGCACGAUUAGGUUCCGCCGCGGCAUAGACAAGUACGCCUACGAUGGAAACGACUUCCUGUCCUUUGACGACGUCGACCAAGUCUGGGUCGCCCCAAUUGAAGCGGCCGUCCUGACCAAGAGGAAGUGGGAUGGGGUCCAGGUCCUUAAAGAUUACACCAAAGGCUACCUGGAGUACGAGUGCAUGGAGUGGUUGAAGAAGUUCGUGGACUAUGGGCGAAUGCAGCUUCAAAACGCCCCUCCACCUGAGGUGUUCAUGUUUACAAAGAACACCGCAGUUGAGACAAAGGUCAUGUUGACGUGCCUGGCCACAGGUUUCUACCCGAAAGACGUCAUCCUGAACAUCAAAAGGAACGGCCGCGUUCUGACUGAAGAGGACGGAGUGCUUACCUUUGGCGUUCGACCAAAUGACGACGACACCUUCCAGAGAAGAGACAGUGUGGAGAUUUUAAAGAGCGACACGUCUACAUACAAUUACACCUGUGAAGUGAAUCACGCUGCAUCCGGGCUACAUGUUGAGAAGGAAUGGGAUGGUGACUCUUCCAAUGACCCAGACGACCAAAACCCAAGUACUGUCGGCGCUCUCACCGCUCUCGCCAAAGCCGCUCUCACCAAAGCCGCCGCCGUUCUCACCAAAGCCGCCGCCGCUCUUGAGUAGGUGGAGGGCUGCAGUAGGAUGUUCCUGCAAAUAACAUAAUUUCCAUCAGCGUACAUGAAACCUAACUCUGCUCUUUAAAACCAAAUUGGCCGAUGAAACGAAUGUUUUUAUCACAGCGCAGGCAAUAGAAACCAGAGAGGGAAAAUUAGAGGGGAAAAAAA